Lindgomyces ingoldianus is the source of this 1329-nucleotide messenger RNA. RefSeq lists its product as uncharacterized. The transcript has 6 exons. The coding region runs from base 1 to 1329 and encodes 442 amino acids. Lineage: Eukaryota; Fungi; Ascomycota; Dothideomycetes; Pleosporales; Lindgomycetaceae. The record is from RefSeq and is a predicted model, not a curated record. Gene Ontology annotation, molecular function: fatty acid synthase activity. Gene Ontology annotation, biological process: secondary metabolite biosynthetic process; fatty acid biosynthetic process.
AUGCUUCUUCAACCUCUAGGAGAUCGUUCGUACGGUUGGCUCUAUUCUCUGGGUAACCUCAGGGGCCACGACUGGGAGAACCCCCACGCUGCCAUGGUAGUGGGCUUUGAACGCUGCACUCGAGCCGAGUUUCCUGAACUCAAACUCCAAAUUCUCGAUGUCGAGCUGCCCGAUGCAGUCGACCCCUCGAUACUUGCCACAAAUCUCCUGCUUGCUAGCCAGGACCGGCCCGAGUUGGAAGAGGUGUUGGGACGCAAGAGCCAGAGAAAAAGCUGCAAGAGGCGCCAGGGCACUCGAGGUGGUCACGCAAUCUGCUACUGUUCGAGAGGCGGGACGGCCAUCGUUGUGGACGAACAACGGAACAUCGUUCAGACUCAAGCCUAUUACCAAAGGACUACGAGCAGGCACCAAGUCUCCUUAGAGUCCUCAGCUUCCUCUCUUUGCGCACUGAGCUGUCGAGAUGGUGAAGACAUGCAUCUUGUCAUUGGUCGUGAUACUUCAUCUGCUUGGAGCAGCCCGGGGGGCGAGAGUUCCUUGCUGAAGUUGGUUCGUGCCUCGUUGCCAAACGUCAAGAUUUUGCGCCAAAGUCUUGUUGCAGCGAGUCGCGAUGGAAUCACGCUUGGAUUCAGUCGUGCCAAGCUUGACCAAUUGAUCAAGAGCCACACUGGCAGUGAUGGUCUCCAGCAAGCAUCCUUUGAUCAUGUUCGCAAAACUAAUUCAAGAACCCGAAUUCUGCCAUCAAACGUUAUCAAUUGGAAUAUCACAGAGAAGAUAACCGCCAGGGUCCUGCCCCCACAGCAUGACGGUCCCUUUUCAUCGGCCAAGACCUACGUCCUUUUUGGCCCCAGUGGUGAUGUCGACAUCUCUAUUUGUAACUGGAUGGUUUCUCAUGGUGUUCGAAAUGUCGUCCUCGCCAGCUGGUGCCCCAACGCCCGUUCAGUCAUCGAAUUCAUACCCCGCAAAGAGGCCACCGUCUACACCAUGGCUGUGGAUAUUGGCGACCGCAAGGAGAAGAAAUACGAGCUGGACUUCUUCACUCUCUUCUCCUCGGCCUUGGCUGUAGCAGGCAACGCGGGACAGACAGCCUACGCUGCGGCCAACUUAUUCAUAGAAAGGAAUCUGCGUGAACGACGACACCAGGGACUCGCAGCUUCGAUUGUGCACAUCAGUCACCUGGCGGGCCUGGGCUACGUCCAUAGGCACGACUGUCGGUCCGACAUCGAGACUGCGCUGCACCAGAGCAUGGACGCCCUCUCCGAGACGGAUCUGCACGACCUGCUCGCUGAAGCUAUCAUGGGACGCCAACCCCGGCUCAGGCGGCCCUACUGA